CAUUUAAAGUAAAACAAAUGCAGAAGUGAGAAGUUAAGGGCGAUAAAUAAAACAAGAGGUGAAUCAGAGAGACAGGACUGGCACUAGAAAGUGUGUCCACUUGCAAUCAUGGCUCCUUGGACCAAAACCACCACGGAGCGGUUUGGUGUGGUGAAGUGGAAUUUUCCUGGCCAAGGAGAAAAGCAACUUUCCCUGGAGAUAGGAGAUAUGGUCCACAUCCUGGAGACCUGUGAAGGAUGGUACAAAGGAUACUUGGUGCGGAACAGAGCCCAAUGGGGAGUGUUCCCUGCCAGUUUUGUCCAUCUUAAGGAGGUCAACAUUGAAAUUCGAGAUGAUAUGCAAGUGGUGACGCUUGCAGAGAUGCCCCUGGUGAAGGAGGUGACCACCACACUGAGAGAGUGGGGAAGCAUAUGGAAGCAGCUUUUUGUGGCCAAUAAACAGAUGCGCGUGAAGCAGGUAAAGAGGCUCAUGUGGGAACUGAUGGAGUGGCGUUCUCAGCUCUUGUCUGGCACCCUGCCUAGUGACGAAUUCAAGGAGCUUAAGCAGAAAGUGACGUCCAAGAUUGAUUAUGGCAACAAGAUCCUUGAGCUGGACCAGGUUGUCCGAGACGAGGAUGGGAACAUCUUGGACCCAGAGCAAGCCAGCGUCAUCAGUCUCUUUCGGGCUCAUGAGGAGGCCACAGCCAAGAUCAAUGAGCGCAUUAAAGAGGAGCAGUCCAACAUCCAGCCAGACCACAGCGGGAUCUCAGCACGGAUCCAGUCUUCCCCCACCCACAGCCUCUACGUCUUUGUCAGGAACUUUGUCUGUCGCAUCGGCGAGGACUCUGAGCUCUUCAUGUCCCUCUACGACCCCAUGAAACAGACCAUCAUCAGUGAGAACUACUUGGUACGCUGGGGCAGCAAAGGCUUCCCCAAGGAGAUUGACAUGCUCAACAACCUGAAAGUCGUCUUUACAGACCUGGGGAACAAGGACCUGAGCAGAGAGAAGAUUUAUCUAAUCUGUCAAAUAGUGAGGGUGGGCAGGAUGGACCUGAAAGAAGUAAACAACAAGAAGUGCACCGUUGGUCUGAGGCGGCCCUUUGGAGUGGCAGUGAUGGACAUCAGCGAUAUCAUCAAAGGGAAGGUUGAAUGCGACGAAGAGAAGCAGUACUUCAUCCCCUUCUUCCCGGUAGUAGCUGAGAACGACUUCCUCCACACCUUGCUGAACAAAGUGACAGCGUCACGAGGAGACAGCGGUGGCCAAGGUCUGUGGGUCACCAUGAAGGCUCUGGUCGGGGACGUCGUUCAGAUCCGGAAAGAAUAUCCUCACCUGGUGGACCGCAGCACCGUGGUGGCUCGCAAGCUGGGCUUCCCAGAAAUCAUAAUGCCCGGAGAUGUUCGCAAUGACAUCUACCUCACCUUGCAGGGCGGCGACUUCGACAAAUACAACAAGACAACGCAGAAAAACGUGGAGGUCAUCAUGUUGGUCUGCGACGAGGAGGGCAAAGUCAUACAGAACUCCAUCUGUCUGGGAGCAGGGGAUAAGGCGGUCAGUGAGUACAGGUCCGUCAUCUACUACCAGAUCAAACAGCCCCGCUGGAUGGAGACGUUUAAGGUGGCGGUCCCUCUGGAGGAAAUGCACAAGAUUCAUUUACGCUUCAUGUUCAGACACCGCUCCUCCCAAGAGUCUAAGGACAAGAGCGAGAAGAACUUCGCUAUGGCCUUUGUGCGCCUCAUGAAGGAUGAUGGGACGGUUCUGCAGGAUGGACUGCAUGACCUCAUAGUCUUCAAGGGUGACAGCAAGCGCAUGGAAGACGUGAACUCCUACUUGCCUCUGCCCUCGACCCGCCACCAGCACGGCGACACCCACAAGGGGUCAGGGUUGAGCCGCAGCUCCAGCAGCGUGUCCGGGGGUGGGGGCCUGUCGGUCAGCUCCAGGGACAGCUUCACCAUCUCCACUCUGGUGUGCUCCACCAAACUCACCCAGAAUGUGGGCCUCCUGGGCCUCCUCAAGUGGAGGACUCGACCUGAACUCCUCAAAGAAAACCUGGAGAAUCUCAAAAUGAUUGAUGGAGAGGAGGUGGUCAAGUUCCUGCAGGACACGCUGGAUGCCUUGUUCAACAUCAUGAUGGAGCACUCUCAGACUGACGACUAUGACAUCCUCGUGUUCGAUGCCUUGAUAUACAUCAUAGGCCUGAUCGCAGACAGAAAGUUCCAGCACUUCAACACUGUGCUGGAGGCGUACAUCAAGCAGCAUUUCAGCGCUACGUUGGCUUACAAGAAGCUGAUGUCGGUGUUGAAGAGAUAUCUGGAUGUGUCCAGUCGAGGAGAACAAUGUGAGCCCAUCCUCCGAACCCUCAAAGCCCUCGAGUACAUCUUCAAGUUCAUCGUCCGUUCCCGCAUGCUUUACUCCCAGCUGUACGAGGGGAAGGAGCAGGCGGAGUUUGAGGAGUCACUCAGGAGGCUUUUUGAGUCCAUCAACAACUUAAUGAGGACAGACUACACCACCACACUGUUGCUCCGGGUCGCAGCUCUGAAGUACCUGCCAACAGUCUUGCAUGAUGUUGAGAAAGUAUUUGAUGCCAAACUCCUCAGUCAGCUGCUGCAUGACUUUUAUUCCUGCAUCCCCCCUGAGAAACUCCAGAAACAGAAGGUGGCAUCUAUGACUGAAAUUGUCAGCAGCCAACUCUUCAAGAGACAAGAGUGCCGUGAUGUGCUGUUGCCCAUGAUGUUGCGGGAGUUGCGCGUGGCGCUGGAAACCAUGGCUGAUGGGCCCCAUGACGAGAGGAGAAAUAGCUUGGAGCUCCUCAACAAUAUUCUGGAGGUCCUGAGCAGGAACAAUGUGGGCGAAACGUUUCAACACAUCCAAGACAUUGUGGUGUCUCUGCUGGUGAUCAUCAACCGCACGGUCAUCACGAUGGGCCGAGAGCACGCUCUGAUUUCUCGCGUUGUGGCCUGCAUGACAGCCAUCCUCAGUCAGAUGCAUGAUCGCCACUAUGUUCGGUACAUAGAAACCUUCACCAACCGGGAUCUCGUCGACUUCCUGAUGGAGUCCUUCCUACUUUUCAAGGACCUGAUUGGGAAACAUGUGUAUCCCUCUGACUGGAUGGCUAUGAUCAUGGUACAGAACAGGGUGUUCCUAAGAGCCAUCAAUACAUACGCUCACACAAUGAACCAAAAGUUCCUCAACAACGAUGACUUUGAAGUACAGUUGUGGAAUAACUACUUCCACUUGGCGGUGGCUUUUAUUACCCAGGAGUCUCUGCAGCUUCAGCAUUUCUCACCAACCAAGAGGAGCAAGAUUCUGGCCAAAUAUGGAGAUAUGAGAAGUCUCAUUGGCUUUGCUAUACGUGACAUCUGGUACAGACUAGGCAGCCAUAAGAUCUUUUUCAUCCCUGGCAUGGUGGGUCCCAUCCUGGAGAUGACAUUGAUCCCUGAGGAGGAGCUGAGGAGGGCCACUAUUCCUAUCUUCUUUGACAUGAUCUCCUGUGAACACGCCCAGUUUGGAAACUUCCACAAGUUUGAGAAUGAGAUCAUCCUGAAGCUGGAUCACGAGGUGGAGGGCGGAGGAGGAGAUGAGCAAUACAUGCAGCUGCUGGAGACCAUCUUGCUGGACUGUGCUGCAGAGAAACCCACUCUGAGGCCACAGGUGCAGCACUUUGUCUCCUUAGUGAAGGGACUCCUCAUCCGUCUCCUUGACUACCGCACCGUGAUGAGCGAUGACAGCCGCAACAACCGCAUGAGCUGCACUGUAAAUCUCCUGAACUUUUACAAGGACAUCAAUCGUGAGGGGAUGUACAUCAGAUACCUUUACAAGCUGAGAGACCUUCACCUGGAGGGUGAAAACUACACGGAGGCAGCCUACACGCUGCUGCUGCACUCUCGUUUGCUCAAGUGGUCGGAUGACAUGUGUAGCCCCCAGUUCGAGUUCCACGGCUCCCAAACCCAGCGGCAGCUCAAAGAGACACUCUACGACACCAUCAUCGACUACUUCGACAAGGGCAAGAUGUGGGAAGAGGCCAUCACGCUGUGUAAGGAACUGGCAGAACAGUACGAGAACGAGAUCUUUGACUACGAGUUACUCAGCAAGAGACUGGAGAAACAAGCCAAGUUCUACGAGAAUAUUAUGAAGAUCCUGAGGCCGAAACCAGACUACUUCGCAGUGGGCUACUAUGGACAGGGCUACCCUCCGUUCCUCAGGAACAAGGUGUUUAUCCACCGUGGAAAGGAGUAUGAGCGCAGAGAGGAUUUCCAGAACCAGCUGAUGAGCCAGUUCCCCAGCUCUGUGCGCCUCAACACGACCACCAUGCCAGGAGACGAUAUCAUGAGCUCUCCACUUCAGUAUAUCCAGUGUUUUACAGUGCAGCCAGUCCUCGAGAUCCCUCCUCGCCUGAAGAACAAACCUGUUCCGGACCAGAUCAUCAACUUUUACAAGUCCAACUACGUGCAGCGUUUUCACUAUUCCAGACCUGUGAGGAAAGGACCUGUGGACCCCAACAACGAGUUUGCUUCCAUGUGGAUUGAACGUACAACCUUCACCACUGUGUAUAAGCUGCCCGGGAUCCUGCGCUGGUUUGAGGCGACUGACAUGAAACAUACUACCCUGUCUCCACUGGAGAAUGCCAUAGAGACCAUGGAGUCCACAAAUGACAAGAUUCUCACCAUGAUUAACCAGUACCAAGCCGACUGGAGCCUUCCCAUCAACCCCCUCUCAAUGCUGCUCAACGGCAUCGUGGACCCGGCUGUUAUGGGCGGCUUUGCCAAGUAUGAAAAGGCGUUCUUUACUGACGAGUACACUCAGCAGCACCCGGACGACAGAGACAAACUCAUGCGGCUCAAGGACCUCAUCGCAUGGCAGAUCCCCUUACUUGGCGGGGGAAUCGCCCUCCACGGGAAGAGAGUGACAGAUGACCUGCGUCCUUUCCAUGAGCGCAUGGAGGAGUGCUUCAAACAGCUGAAGAAGAAGGUGGAGAAGGAGUACGGAGUGAGAGAGCUGCCGGACAUGGAUGAGAGAAAGUCCACACGCCCUCGCUCAAUGCUGCGCUCCUUCCGUCAGUCCAUCAUAUCGAUCUCCUCCCUGCAGGGGUCUGAAUGUGGAACUCCAACCAAGGCCCACGCAGACAGGGAAUUCCCCCCUGAGUCUCCAAACUCCUGGAACGCCACCCUGCCUCGCUCCAGUGGCAGCGUCAGCGUAAUCCCAGUGGACGAUGCAGUUGUGACGGUGGGCGACGCGGAGGUCAGACUGAGGAAGAGUAAGAAGAAGAAGAAAAGGAGCAGCAUGAUCUUCAUCACGGAGGAAAGAGAGAGGACGAGCACGCUGGACUGCAAACGGUUGUCCAAAAAACAGGAGUUCCGCAGUGACACCAACUUGUCCGAGCCGAAUGAAGGAAGUGUGACGCUGACCAAUGCCAACUCCAGAUCUCUGCCCGUCAUCGCAGGUCUGUCCUUGUCUGUGGCUGGAGGGGCAGAGGAUGCGGACUCCAAAUCCAAGAGGGACAGUAAGAGCAUGUCUGUGUGUGUGAACGCUGACAGAACAGCAGACAGACGCUCAAAGGGUGUCAUCAACCUGCUCUUCAAGUCCAAGAGCUCCAGAUCAGAGGAGGCAAAGCAGAGUGAUGCGGCCAAAGACAGUGAAAAUCAUUUCUGAAAGCCAUUAUAUCCAUUUUCUAUUUCCUUUUCAGAUUUUUAUGCAUUUGUUUUUACAGAAAAAGGCCUAAACCAGUGUGUAGCCAGAAGCAGAAAUGAUGCACUCACCCACUUGACCUUCCUGUCAGUCUCAGUAUUGCUGUUGCCUUAAUAUAAUUGAUUUCACCUAUCAAUAAAGGCUAUUUUCAUUAAGUGACCUUUUUCUUGGUAAUUUAAAUGAUUCCCAGUAAAGCCAAAUGCCGUCUUACAGCUUUUCAAUCAAUUCUGCUUCUACAAGAACGAGCAAACACAAACAAACUCGGCCAACGCGCCUGAUUAAAAAAGCUUCUUAUUAUACGGUUUUCAGCAUUGUUGCGACCGAAGUUGAUGGGAAAAUAAUAAUUUGAUAAAGCACAAAGGUUACCAUGUCCUCGUGGAGGACUUUAAACUGGAAUCCGCUGCCAAAAGGCUUUGGCACUGAUACAACAAACAAGAAGGACUAAUAGAUUUAAAUCAACAAACUGUGGAGCCUAUUGUAGAACUGCAGCAUCACAGUUGUGUGUACAGAGACUUUAUGCCACGAUGUUUGCUGUUUUUUACAUUCUAAAUACGAUCACUUUAUUCUGUGCAGGAUUUGACUGUUAUUGUUUUGAACUUUCUUUAAAAUUAAAAGAUCUUAAACUUUG
This is a messenger RNA of Mugil cephalus (flathead mullet), 6289 nucleotides long. Its product is annotated as dedicator of cytokinesis protein 2-like. Gene Ontology annotation, cellular component: cytoplasm; plasma membrane. The transcript is spliced from 51 exons. Gene Ontology annotation, molecular function: GTPase activator activity; small GTPase binding; guanyl-nucleotide exchange factor activity. Gene Ontology annotation, biological process: small GTPase-mediated signal transduction; actin cytoskeleton organization; cell migration. The record is from RefSeq and is a predicted model, not a curated record. Lineage: Eukaryota; Metazoa; Chordata; Actinopteri; Mugiliformes; Mugilidae. Bases 109 to 5625 code for a protein of 1838 amino acids.